AUGGAAAGAUUAAUAGUACGAGAGUGGGUUGAAAUUAUUUCAAACCCUAUUGCUUUCGGAAUUCAAGAACAACAAAUAAUUAGUCAUACAGACUUACCUGUGGUAAAAGAUGAACUGUCAUUGACAUUGAGACUGAAACUUCAAAGUCAUUCUUCUAGCUGGGCUACUAUUUUUCACAAAGGCAACUGGGAUAGUAAUGCAGGAAUUAUGGAACUAGGCGAUGGGCUUUCUUUACAAAGAUGGUACCAUAUAGCUUAUACACUUUCUGACUCCGAAAAAAGAUUAGAUGUCUAUCUAGAUGGUGAAUGGCUCGGGUUUUACAGUAUUCAAGAAGUUAAAAAGCAAAGGGUUAUCUUCAAUGAUGGACCACUGCAUAUCGGUAAAGCUUUCUCUUGGAACGGAUUUAAUGGUGAAAUAAGAAAUGUUCGUUAUUUUAACUGGCGUUUAUCAGUUGGGGAAGUGAAAGAAGAUUUUUUUAAAAAAUCAAUCACAUAUGGGUCAAAAGUUGCACUCGUUCAUGUGACUACAGGAAAAUAUUUGUCCACUAAAGAGAUUAAAUAUGACUCAGGACCAGAUAAUAAACAAUAUAUGGUUAUUUGCAGUAACCAAUAUAUAGAUUUGAUAAAUGAUGUUUGGACGAUUAUUGGGGCUCAUGAUGAAAAUGUAAAUACAGAGCAUUCCGUAUCCUUUAAUACAGUUAUUGGAUUUAAGCAUCAAGCAACAAAAUUAUAUUUACAUUCCCAUAGCACGUCUGUUGAAGUUAUACCCAAAUCAAAUUAUCAGCAAGUGACACUUGACGAUGGUAGAAAUUUUGAUGACGAUUGGGAAAUUAAAAGUUUUGGCCCUGGCAUUUUCUAUAGUUAUUUGAGAAAUGAAGAUACUAUAAGUCUUUUCCAUACAGCUACUGGUAAACCAGCACUUUACAGCCAACCUGCCUUAUUAUUGGAUGAUGGAAGCCAAGAGGUUUGCUGCUAUGGAAAUGAAAAUGAUGAGAAUAAUAAGUGGUUUAUUAAAUUAAUUGAAUAA
Molecule: messenger RNA, 1026 nt
Organism: Cetraspora pellucida
Lineage: Eukaryota; Fungi; Glomeromycota; Glomeromycetes; Diversisporales; Gigasporaceae
Source: the annotation of a GenBank genome assembly